This is a messenger RNA of Conger conger (European conger), 3905 nucleotides long. RefSeq names its product anoctamin-9-like. Bases 123 to 2486 code for a protein of 787 amino acids. The transcript has 24 exons. Gene Ontology annotation, molecular function: protein dimerization activity; chloride channel activity. The record is from RefSeq and is a predicted model, not a curated record. Gene Ontology annotation, cellular component: plasma membrane. Gene Ontology annotation, biological process: chloride transmembrane transport. NCBI's taxonomy places the organism in Eukaryota, Metazoa, Chordata, Actinopteri, Anguilliformes, Congridae.
GUGGGCUGUUGGAUCAUUCUGAAAUUGCAAAACAGUUCUCACAAGUUUUACGGGGUUUCAUGUGCUUUUUAGAAUAACCAGAGUCGAUGCGUUAAAAUAAGUGGAUUAAAAGUCAUCAUAUCAUGGAACACAAGGGGCAGGCUACUUUUGAACUUCGAGAGAGAAACCGGGACAGUGGAGAAAAUGGCAGUGAGACCCCCUUACUCUCCUCAAAGCGUCCCCUUCACACGUACGACUAUGUUUUGGUCAGCAAACUUUUCGAGGACAAGGAAAGUGAGGCGUUCAAGAUGCAAGCGAAUUUCAUCGCAGAAAUGAAGAAGAAGAAUUUCAAAGUAAAAAUUAUUAUAGAUGGUGAGAAAAUCUUCUAUGGGUUUCAAGCACCAAAGAAGAUUUUUGACAAGUACAGGUACCUGCUGAAGGUGUCGGAUGCCUGCAACUGGAGCUGUGAGCAGAACGAAACUGUCCCAAUGUGCACAAGGAUAAGGAUAGUCCACUUCAUCCUAAACAACACCUACACCCACAAUGGAGACAAGCUGAAAGACCUCAUGACAAAGAAUGUUUUUGAAACCGGCUUCUGCCUGCAUGAGAAAAGGGAACAGAAGCAGUUGAGGCAGAAAUGGGCCCGUUGGACUGCAUGUUUCCAGUACCAGCCCAUAGGCACUGUCAAGAGAUACUUUGGAGAGAAGGUGGCCCUGUAUUACCUCUGGCUGGGCUGGUACACCUUUCUGCUGAUCUUCCCUGCCAUCCUCGGGCUCAUCGUGUUUCUGUACGGCGUGGCUUUCUUUAACACCAGUCCCCUAAUCAAGGAGGUCUGUGAGGCCGACACUAUCAUGUGUCCCCUGUGCGACAAAAAAUGCAAGGUGUGGCAACUCUCGGAUACCUGCUUGUACGCCAAGGUGAAUCUUCUGUUUGACAAUGAGGGGACUGUGGCCUUUGCAAUGUUUAUGGCCGUGUGGGCCACCGUGUUCCUUGAGUUCUGGAAGAGGCACAGAGCAUCGUUCGUCUGCAAGUGGAAGGUUUUUGACUGGUGCGAGGAUGAGGAGGAACUGAUUUUGGAGAUUAUGAAUGAUCCAGAAUGCGAACCCAAGCAGUACCGCCACUCCUACCUGAACAGCACUCUGGUCCUCAUUUUGGUAACACUGAUGCUGGUGCUGAUCAUUGGACUGACUCAUGCGCUGGUGGUGUUUCGUGUGGUCGCUACUGUGCUGUUUUCUGAGGCGAAAUGGCAGUUCCUGAUCGAGCACGCGAACACGGUCGCUGUCAUGAUGGGCGCUUUUCUGCAUUACCUCACCAUCACUGUCAUGACCCGGGUCAACAGGAGCGUGGCCAUGUGGUUGUGUCAUAUAGAGAAAACUCGCUCCUUUGCGGCCACAGAAAGAAGCUUUACUGUGAAGAUGUUCACCUUCCAGUUCUUCACCCUCUUCUCCUCCUUGAUCUAUGUGGCCUUCUUUCUGGGCAGGAUUAAUGGUCACCCUGGUGGCUACGUCCGGAUUGCAGGAAAGUGGAGGCUGGAAGAAUGCCACCCCAGCGGGUGCCUCACGGACCUCUUCAUCCAGAUGGCCAUCAUCAUGCUACUUAAACAGACCAUCAACAACGUCUUCGAGUUUGCAGUGCCCUGGUUCCGCAACUGGAUGAAGAAGAAGAUGACCUCAAAGCACCUCCAGAGGAAGUGUGGCGUCUGCUACAGGAAGGAGUGCCGGGGUACGGACGACGGCUCCGAGCUGUGCGAGACCUGCAAGCUCCAGAACUGGCACCACAACUACAACUUGAAAGAAGUCAAUGCCUUCAGCCUCUUCAAUGAGUUCCUGGAAAUGGUUAUCCAGUUCAGCUUCACCACCAUCUUUGUGGCGGCCUUCCCCCUGGCCCCACUGCUGGCCCUCUUGAACAACAUCAUUGAGAUCCGAUUGGACGCCAUAAAGAUGGUCAGCCUUGAGCGCCGCCUGGUGCCGAAGAAGACUAAUGACAUCGGCGUAUGGACCAAAGUGCUGGAGAUGAUCGGCGUGCUGGCGGUGAUUGCUAACGGGCUGGUCAUCGGCGUCUCCACGGACUUUGUGCCUCGCCUGGUGUACCGCUAUCGUUAUGGCCCCUGUGCCAAAAACUCCUCGACUGAUCUGGACUGCAUGACUGGCUACAUCAACAACACCCUGUCAACUGUGCAAGUCAAGGACGAGCGUGUCAAGCAAGACUUUUUCAGUGAUCAGCUGAUCACACCCAGUGGCCUCAACGCCACCCACUGCAGCUACAAAGACUACAGAAACACGGAGGACUAUGGCUUUACUGCACAGUUCUGGUUCAUUCUGGCAGUGCGCUUCGCCUUCGUCAUUCUGUUUGAGCACGUUGUGGUCAUCUGCAAGUUCAUUGCUGCUUGGUUUGUCCCAGACUGCCCCUUGGCUGUGAAGAACACCAAACUAGAAGACAAGCUUGAUAGAUUAAAACAGGAGCUGAGCGAAGGGAGUAACCGAUUUGACCGGUCAACAGAUGUGUGACAUCAGGAGUGCUGGGACCAAGAAUAUAAGAAUUGAAUAGGACAUGAACGGACAAAAGCUGACCCCUGUAAAUCUUCCUUUGUGUGGGAAGGUGUUUUCAGAUUGUCCUUAAAUUUCAGCACUUUGUUCCGUUGCAUAACUUUUCACAUUAAUUAAUUCAUUAAAGAAUUUUUUUUUUAAUGAAAACAGCAAAUCUAUGGAUUUUUUUUGGACUGUGCACAAACAUAGGCACAAAUUAUACCAUUAUAUAAAUUCAUACUGUACAGGAACAGACACAGAUGUGAGGCAUAGUUGCCAGGGACCUCUAUCUCUUGAACCUUUGGCAUAUAUGCGGGUUAUUGAACGAGGUUAGAAAUGUCCUUGAUUGCACAGAAAAUAUGUGCACAUACAGGGAGUUAGUGCUGAGCAGUUUCAACAGUCUAUUUGUCCUUGUAUGAGGGUGCUUGAGUUUUGCAAGAACAUUCCUUCUACCUAUUUCAAACAACAGAAUUUUUGUCCCAUGGAUCGGACAUGGAUCCCUCCGAAUAAUACAGGUAUCUUGAUUCAUGCAACUCACCUUUGUGUAUUAGUAGUUAUGCUCAUGAUUUCUUUCUUUUUUUCCAAGAAAUUCUCACUGUUACACCAGUGUGGGAAUGCUUUCUUUAUCUUUUUUGUUCACCGGAGAGCAGUGACUGCAAGUUAAAUGGGCAGUUAUUCUUUUGACAACUUAGUCCUUUUGUGCAAAUUAAAUGGCCAAUUAUUCUUUUGACAAGCUAGUAAUUGUGCAAAUUAAAUGGCCAGUUAUUCCUUUGACAAUGUUGUACAUUUGUGGCAAAUUAAAUGGGCAGCUAUUCUUUUGACAAUUUUGUACAUUUGUGCAAGUUAAAUGGGCAGCUAUUCUUUAGCAAGUUAGUACAUUUGGUCAUUGAAAAUGGCCAUUUUAAAGAUGGGAAGCAAGGUGGGCAGUUUACCAGUAGGGGGCAGUAUAAGCAGACAUUUCACAGCCAUAGGUAACUAGAAUUUGUCUAACGUUUUAUGGGGCACCAUGUUGAAAUCAGAAGUUUCAAUGAGGGUGAUGACUGUAGUGACUGAGUACAGGGUGUGUGACUUCAGUGUAGAGAAAAACAACAGCGGCGCUGGAAUGUUGGGCACAUGAGUCAAACCUGAAAGUACUGCACACACGCUUGCCAAGGGCAAGUGCAAGCCUGUGUUUCAUUCAGUCUGGGAAUCACAUUCAUGGAAUCAAGUGUUAUAACCAAAGUAAAAGGAGUGCAAUGUGAGUCAAAUUAUUUACUUUUAUACAUAUGCACCAACUUUGACAUUAUACUUUGUUACAUUUAUACUGCCUCCACUCCCUGUUUUAACUGCACCUUUAAAGGAAUGCUGGUAGUGGGUAAUCAGGUGUGCCAACACAUUGAGAAAUAAAAGUAUUUGACUCCA